GCAGCACGAUAAUGUCAUAGCAGCCCGCUGCACGCACACUUCACCUACCUGCACUGUCUUUUCUCCGAAUUGCGCGCUUAUUGAGCAACGCCUCACGGCCGAUUGACCGCGUUCGAAGACUGUGGAGGCCGACACGAUCAGCACUGUGCGCAACACCGCGCAUAUAGCCCACCACCACAACCAUGGCGUCGAUGCAGACCACGCCAGAUAUGUCUGGCCAGGCCCAAGGCGGUCAAGGUCAGCUGCCUGCUAACCUUACCAAAGAACAGGUUGCGCAGAUUAUUCAGCGUUACCAGGCGAUGAAGGCAGCUGGCGUCCCCGACACAAAUCCCGACCUUAUUAAAGCCCGCAACCUCCUCGCCAUGGUCCAGAAGCGCAAUCAGUACAUGCAGCAGCAACAGAUGAUGAAGCAGCAGCAACAUCAGCGACAACAGAGCCUUUCCGAGCAGCAGAACGGGCAGCAGAACGGUGCCGCCGUUUCCAUGAACGGCGCCAAGCUAGCUGAUAACUCUACCACGCCCUCCACGAGUGUUCCCUCUGCAGGUGCACACCCUGCUGUUGCCGGCGGCCAAGCUCCUUCUGGAGAUGGCCAAACUCCUGUUUCCGCUACCAGCGGCGCGCAGGGUGGCUUCACAAAGGAACAGCUCUUCAUGCUGAGAAACCAAAUCACAGCCUUCAAACACCUUUCAAAGGGCUUGCCCUUGCCCACGAAUAUGCAGCAAAUGUUCAACAACCAGCAGGCAAAGAAGACUCAGAGCACAUCUGACGCCGUCGCUGCCGCCUCUCAAGUACUGGACAACGCUACACGCGCUGUGAGCGCUUCGGUCGGACCCAGCGGAGCUGUCCAAGAACCAAGGAACCUACCUCGUCUGCCUGACACCUUUAUCGAGCCUUGGAAGAGCGAGGCCUUCCAUGACGUCAACUACAUCGCACACACCCAGCGCAAGAGCCGACCGUACCUUCCGUCUAUCAUGCCUCAGGGUGUUGACAUUGAUGCUGUUCAACAAGGCAUGCAAGAGCUGCGAAAGGAGCGCGAGAUCAUUCUGUACAACCGGGUUACUGCACGGAAAGCCGAGUUGGAGAAGUUCAACGCCAACAUUGGCUCAUGGGACACAAGUAAAACCGAUACACCGGAGGACGACGGCAAGGUGAAAUUGGCACUCGUCAUCGAGCAGAAGAAGCUCAAUCUGUUAGAGAAGCAGCGCAAGCUGCGGCGAGAGAUCGCACAGCAGAUGGUUCAUGCUGACAACCUAGCCAUGACUGCCAACCGGACCGUCUACCGCCGGCUUAAGAAGCAGUCGAUGCGCGAAGCUCGCCUUACCGAGAAGCUCGAGAAGCAGCAACGCGACGCUCGCGAGACAAAGGAAAAGAAGAAGCACCACGAGUUCAUCGAUGCGAUCAGGAAGCACCGCACAGAGCUGAACGAAGCCAGCAUGGCUCAACGACAGCGUCUGCAAAAGCUCGGCCGCAUCAUGAUCACGACUCACCAGAACAUCGAGAAAGAGGAACAAAAGCGCAUCGAACGUACCGCCAAGCAGCGUCUGCAGGCCCUCAAGGCCAACGACGAAGAGACUUACCUCAAACUUUUGGGACAGGCCAAGGACACGCGUAUUUCUCACUUGUUGAAGCAGACCGAUGGGUUCUUGAAGCAGCUUGCCGCCAGUGUCAAGGCACAACAGCGAAAUCAUUCAGACCGUUACAAGCUCAACAAUACCGACGAUGUCUCUUCUGACGAGGAAGAGUCAGCCGCCGACACCGACGACGAGGUGCGACCAGGCAAGAAGCGCACCGACUACUACGAGAUAGCACAUCGUAUCAAGGAGACUGUCACUACGCAGGCAUCGUGCUUGGUCGGUGGUACAUUGAAGGAGUACCAGGUUAAGGGUUUGCAAUGGAUGAUUUCGUUGUACAACAACAACUUAAACGGAAUCCUGGCCGACGAAAUGGGCCUUGGAAAGACGAUCCAGACCAUUAGUCUGAUCACGUACCUUAUUGAAAGGAAGCAGCAGCCCGGACCUUUCUUGGUCAUCGUUCCGCUCAGUACACUCACCAACUGGACCAGCGAAUUUGAGAAGUGGGCGCCCAGUGUGUCAAAGAUUGUCUACAAGGGGCCACCGAAUCAGCGAAAACAAUUCCAACAGCAGAUUCGGUGGGGCCAGUUCCAGGUCUUGCUCACCACUUACGAAUUCAUCAUCAAGGAUCGCCCUAUCCUUAGCAAGAUCAAGUGGGUACACAUGAUCGUCGACGAGGGCCAUCGCAUGAAGAACGCCAAUUCGAAGUUGAGCAGCACGAUCACGCAGUAUUAUACCACACGCUUCCGUCUCAUCCUUACAGGUACACCGCUCCAGAACAACCUCACCGAGUUGUGGGCCAUGCUCAACUUCGUGCUUCCAACCAUCUUCAAGUCCGCAACAUCCUUUGACGAAUGGUUCAACACUCCAUUCGCCAAUACUGGAGGCCAGGACAAGAUGGAGUUGACCGAAGAAGAGCAGUUGCUCGUGAUUCGUCGUCUUCACAAGGUUCUUCGACCCUUCCUUCUGCGUCGAUUGAAGAAGGACGUUGAGAAGGAUUUGCCUGACAAGACUGAGCGUGUCAUCAAGUGCAACUUCUCCACCUUGCAAGCCAAGCUAUACAAGCAGCUUGUCACACAUAACAGGCUCAUGGUCAGCGAUGGAAAAGGUGGCAAGACUGGUAUGCGUGGUCUGAGUAACAUGCUCAUGCAGCUGCGUAAACUCUGUAACCACCCCUUCGUCUUUGAAGAAGUUGAAGAUCAGAUGAACCCUACGCGAGGCACGAACGACCUUUUGUGGCGUGCGGCAGGUAAAUUCGAGCUUCUGGAUCGAAUUCUGCCAAAGUUCCAAGCCACGGGUCAUCGUGUGCUCAUGUUCUUCCAGAUGACACAGAUCAUGAACAUCAUGGAAGACUAUCUGCGAUUGCGAGGCAUGAAGUACAUGCGUUUGGAUGGUGCGACCAAGGCAGAUGACCGUUCGGAACUGCUUACAGCUUUCAACGCCCCCAACUCGCCUUACUUUUGUUUCCUCUUGUCUACCCGUGCUGGUGGUCUUGGUCUCAACCUGCAGACGGCCGAUACAGUCAUCAUCUACGACUCUGAUUGGAAUCCUCACCAGGAUUUGCAGGCCCAGGAUCGUGCUCAUCGUAUUGGUCAAAAGAAUGAGGUCCGCAUUCUGCGUCUCAUCACCUCCAACUCGGUCGAAGAGAAGAUUCUCGAACGAGCUAACUACAAGCUUGAUAUGGAUGGAAAGGUCAUUCAGGCCGGUAAGUUCGACAACAAAUCGACGAACGAGGAGCGAGACGCCAUGUUGCGAGUCAUGUUGGAGUCUGCUGAAGCGGCCGAAAGUCUCGAGCAGGAAGAGAUGGAUGACGAUGACCUCAAUAUGAUCAUGAUGCGAAACGACGAUGAGUUCAAGCUCUUCCAAGAGAUGGAUAAACAGCGCCUCGCAAAUGAUCCAUACGGUCCAGGGAAAGCGCUACCACGUCUAAUUGGCGAGAGCGAACUUCCCGACAUCUAUCUGAACGAAGAAGGGCCCGUCGUUGAAGAGGUUGCAGACACGCCUGUUGGUCGUGGCGCUCGUGAGCGCACUCGCGUCAAGUACGACGAUGGCUUGACCGAAGAGCAGUGGCUCGAGGCUGUUGACAACGACGAGGAUACGAUCGAAGCUGCCAUUGCCCGCAAAGAAGCCAGGAUAGCUAAGCGUGGGGGUCGCAAGCCCGGGAGAGAUGAUUCUCCCGCGCUGUCGCGAGAGAGCUCAGAAGAGCCACUGCCAAAGAAGCGUGGUAGGAAGCCAAAGCUGCCCGAGAAGCGCAAGGCAGAUGAAGCAUCCCUGGAUGGAGAUGUCGUGCCCCGCAAGCGUGGGCGCCCGGCGCCAGCCAAGGACACAUUACAGCCGCAGCAACGGGCGUCGUUGCAGAAGGUUGUCAAUGCUGUCUACGAAGCUCUUAACGAUCUCGAAGAGGAGUCUACUGAAGACGGCAUCCCGAACCGCGGGAUCAUCGAUCCGUUCAUCGAGCUGCCGGACAAGUGGGACUACCCAGACUACUACCAGUUGAUCAAGAAUCCGAUCUGCAUGAACCAGGUCAAGAAGAAGAUCAACAAAAAGGAGUACCAGUCGCUCAAGACAUUCCGCCAAGAUCUCGGUUUGCUGUGCAGCAAUUGCCGUCUCUACAACGAGGACAGUAGUUUGCUGUACCAGGACGCCAACCUCAUCGAGCAGACAGCGGUAGACAAGCUGAGAGAGGCGACGCAGGAAUACCCCGAGUGGCAAGACUUUGACGAUGCGGCGAGCGUGACGGGCGGGCUAAGCACGGGGGUCACAAGCGCGGUCGGUACGCCACGGGCUGGUUAGAAGAAGCGACGCUGAAGAAAGCCGCACACGUCUGAGGCUGAGGCCGAGUAAAUUACCUUCUCGAUAUGUCUUUUUGCGGGCUGUAUAAUUGAAAGAGACUGG
Messenger RNA from Boeremia exigua, 4466 nucleotides. RefSeq names its product SNF2 family N-terminal domain-containing protein. NCBI's taxonomy places the organism in Eukaryota, Fungi, Ascomycota, Dothideomycetes, Pleosporales, Didymellaceae. The record is from RefSeq and is a predicted model, not a curated record. Bases 183 to 4364 code for a protein of 1393 amino acids. The transcript has 3 exons. Gene Ontology annotation, biological process: positive regulation of transcription by RNA polymerase II. Gene Ontology annotation, molecular function: histone binding; ATP binding; ATP-dependent chromatin remodeler activity. Gene Ontology annotation, cellular component: nucleus.